AUGUCCACCGGCGCAAAGAGAUCACUAAAAAGAAAAAUCGAAGUGAGCGAAGAUGAAGACACAUUCAUAAAUAAUAGUGACUACAACAAUGGCCCUGAAUCCGCCGAGAACUCCGACUCUUCUGACCAUUUCGAAGAUGCAAGUCAAAGCCAGCCUCCAGUUCCGCAAAUGCCAAGCGAUUCCCAUAUUGAUAUCGAUCAAUCUGACCAGAACGAGAAAUCUGUUUCACAUUCUCAAAAGCCAGAUGAUCUAGAUCCUUCAACACCUACUUCUGAACAUAUAAGCACCCACGAUGAAGUUCUUGAAGAUACUCCAGCGAAGUCAAAAGAGCCUGAAACUCAAUCUGGAACUGCUAUUCUCGAGCAAUCGUCACCACACUCAUCUCCCAUUCUGCAGUCAACGUCGCAAGUGAACAAUCUGCAACAGUUAACAAUCGCCGUGCCCCUCAAGAGUUCGAGCCAAAGCGAAACAAAACCAUCUAUAUCAAUGGAGCCUCGUCUCGUCAUCAAAAAGCUAGUCUUGACGAACUUCAAGUCAUAUGCUGGAGUGCAAGAAAUUGGUCCUUUCAAUGCCUCUUUUUCAGCUGUAGUUGGUCCAAAUGGAAGCGGCAAGUCGAAUGUUAUUGACUCCAUGUUGUUCGUGUUCGGUUUCCGUGCACUGAAGAUGCGUCAAGGAAAAUUGUCUGAGCUUAUUCAUAAUUCCGAUGGAGACAAGUCAAUAGAGUUUUGCCAAGUCGACAUCCAUUUUGUACAUGUCAUCGAUGACCCUCACAUACAUGCUAAGUCAACCGAGGUGGAGCAGUCGGAACUCAUAAUUAGUCGACGGGCAUUCAGAACCAAUGGAUCCCAGUAUUAUAUCAACGGGAAGACAAGUUCAUACACUGAAGUCACCAGUUUUCUCCGAGGCCAAGGCAUAGAUUUAGAUCACAAGAGAUUUUUAAUUUUGCAAGGUGAAGUUGAGUCGAUUGCUCAAAUGAAAUCAAAGGCCGAGAAGGAAGGCGAUGAUGGCUUGUUAGAGUACUUGGAGGAUAUUAUUGGUACCAGCAAAUACAAGCCAAUGAUAGACGAGGGCCUUGUGCGAGUUGAAGAGCUUAAUCAAGUCUGUAUUGAAAAGGAGAGCAGAUUUGAGCUCGUAGAGAACGAUACUACUUCCUUAGAGGAGAAGAAGAAUGAAGCUUUGAAAUUCUUACAAAAGGAAAAGUCACUAUCCGCUAAACGGUCUAUUAAAUAUCAAGUCAGCAUAAAAGAUAGUCUGAAGCAACUUGAAAAACAUGAACUUGCGGCAUCAAAAAUUUCGAACAAACUAGCGACUGAGGAAGAAAAGAAUCAGAAACUCAAUAGCGCGUUAGAAGAGAAGCAACAAGAGAAAGAACAAAUCAAAAAGGAUCUUGAAGAGAUUAAUCGCAAACUCGGCUCUUCUACCACGAAGCAAAAAUCAAUUAACACGCUGGUCGUUUCCUUAGAAGAGAAGCAGAAAAACCUCUCAAACAAAGUGAAGAAAAUAGAGAAGAGCAAAUCAUCCUCCGAGACAGCUCUUGCCUCAUCGACGAUGAAUUACGAAAAUUUAACUAAAUGUGAAGAAGAACUGAAAACCAAUCUCGAGGAGCUUGAAAAGAAUCUAGAGCUUGAAAAGCAAAUCCUUGCCAAGCUCCGAAUUGAACUCACUCAGAAAACUUCCCACCUAUCCGAAGAAAUUCUGAGACUACAGGUUGAACUAGAGCCAUACAAUGAAAAGCUCAAAUCAAAGGACGGGCAGAUAGAACUAUUGAAAUCUGAGAUCGAAAUGCUCGAAACUCAAAAACAAACUCUCUCAGAAAAAAUUCGAGAGUCCUCCAAGAAGUUAGUUGAUAUCAAAGCUGAAGGAAAAGCAAAAGAAGCUGAAUUGGAGACUUUGGAAGGCAAACUAAGUCACAUUGAUGAACAGAUUGUUCUCGGUGAGGAGCAAUGCAAGAGCAGCCGUAAAAAUCUCGAGGGAAAGCGAGUGCGCUUGGCCUCAGCAAGAACAAAAACUAGAGAUGCUGCAAGUUCCUUGUCUAACCUCCAAAAUAGAAAUAAGGUGUUAGUCAGUUUGUUAAAACUCUCUAAGUCCGGCAGAAUCACAGGAUUCUUUGGAAGGCUCGGUGAUCUUGGAGAGAUUGAUGACAAGUACGACGUUGCGAUAUCAACUGCUUGUCCUGCUCUCGAUUCCAUGGUCGUCGAGUCUGUUGAAACUGCGCAAGCUUGUAUCGACUAUCUUCGAAAAAAUAAGCUUGGAUACGCCAAUUUCAUUUGUCUUGACAAAUUGAGGAAUUUCAACAUGAAUCCUAUACAAACGCCCGGAAACUCUAUGUCGGUCAAAAGACUUUUUGAUUUGAUCACUCCAAAAGACAAAAAAUUCCUUCCCGCAUUUUAUAGUAAGUUGCGAGACACUCUUGUGGCGAGCAACUUACAAGAAGCGAAAUCGGUUGCUUAUGGUACUACUCGUUUUAAAGUUGUAACUCUUGAUGGAAAGGUAGUCGACACAUCUGGAACGAUGUCUGGUGGAGGUAAUAAUUUCACGCGGGGCAUGAUGCAGCUAAGGUCCAAAGCAGUAUCACAAUCGAUAGAGUAUUCAGAGGAAGACAUCAAUCAAAUGAAGGAUGAGCUACUGUUGAUGGAGCUGCAAGUUGAGCAAAUGAAUCAAGAGUGCUACAACAUGGAAAACAAUUUGAGGAAAUUGAAAGAGCUUAAGCCGGAAACAGAAUUUGCUAUACAAACUAUCCAGUUGGACAUUAAUGCCUUGGUGAAUGAGAAGUCUGAAAUCUCAAAUACCUGCAAAAAUCUCAUCCGGAAAAAGGAGGAGCAAGAGGCUUCUCCAGAGCUUCAAUCAAUUGUCGCUCAAAAGCAAGACAAGCUUAAGGAACUUGAAGAAAAUAGAGGUGCAAUUAAACUGCAAAUGUUGGAAUCUGAGACAAAAAUCAAAAAUCUCGAGGAAGAAGUCAUGAAAGCAGGAGGAGUUGAAUUGAAAGUUCAAAACUCCAAGGUAGACUCAAUCAAACAACAAAUCGAGAUCCUUUUGGAGAAGUCAUCUGCCGACCAGAUUUCAUUGAAAAAGCUUGCGAAUGAUAUCAAGCGUCACAACAAGAUAAUAAGCGAUGGAGAGAAGGAGUUGGAAGGGACACAAAUAGAGACAACUGAAAUCGAAACAUCCAUUCAGCAAAAAAGAGCAGAUCUUCGAGCUUGUGAAUCCGAAAUAGAGAAAUUUCAAGCUGAGAUCGCCGCGAAAGAAUCUGAACUGGAAAUACUCGAAGAAAGUUUUGAAGAAUUAAUCGUUCAAAUCAACGAAUUCAAAUCUGAGGAGAUCGAACUCCGAAAUCAAUUGGAAAAGCUUCUGGGUCUUGUGAAACGUUAUAAAAACGAAAUUCGAGUUCUGACUGAAGCAUUACAAAACACGAUCAUGCGCGAUACUUCUCCAUAUAUCGAUUGGAUGGCAGAAGAAGACAGAGCUCCGUACAGCUCUGAUAUACAGCGGCUCGAGGACGAAGAACUCGAUAAUGUGAAUUUGGAGCAAGUGGAGGAAGAGAUCGAAGAGAUCGAGAAGUACAUGAAUGAUGUGAAAGUGGAUGUCGAGGUUCUUAAGGAGUACGGCAUCAAACAGAAGGAGCUUGAAAAGAGAAGAUCGGACUUAAACCAGUCAGUUGAAGAAAGAGAUAGCGUCAGGAACAAUUGCGAAAAUCUCAAGCGCAAGAGACUAGACGAGUUUAUGGAAGGAUUUACCACGAUUUCCAUGUCCCUUAAGGUUAUGUAUCAAAUGAUUACAAUGGGAGGAAAUGCUGAGCUUGAAUUGGUUGACAGUUUGGACCCUUUUUCGGAGGGAAUUCUUUUCAGUGUCAUGCCUCCCAAGAAAUCCUGGAAGAACAUCUCCAAUUUAUCUGGAGGAGAGAAAACACUCAGUUCUCUAGCAUUGGUUUUUGCGCUUCACAAGUACAAGCCAACACCAUUGUAUGUUAUGGACGAGAUCGAUGCAGCCUUGGACUUCCGCAAUGUCUCGAUCGUGGCAAAUUAUAUCAAGGAAAGAACCAAGAACGCUCAGUUCAUUGUGAUCUCGUUGCGUAAUAACAUGUUCGAGCUAGCUCAACAACUUGUUGGCAUUUAUAAGGUAAGCAACCGCACAAAGAGUAUCUCUUUACAAAACAAAGAUUUGCUUAUGGUAGAGAACUAG
Australozyma saopauloensis is the source of this 4179-nucleotide messenger RNA. RefSeq names its product condensin subunit (gene SMC4). The transcript has a single exon. Gene Ontology annotation, molecular function: ATP binding; ATP hydrolysis activity; protein binding. Bases 1 to 4179 code for a protein of 1392 amino acids. The record is from RefSeq and is a predicted model, not a curated record. NCBI's taxonomy places the organism in Eukaryota, Fungi, Ascomycota, Pichiomycetes, Serinales, Metschnikowiaceae. Gene Ontology annotation, cellular component: chromosome; condensin complex. Gene Ontology annotation, biological process: mitotic chromosome condensation.